Molecule: messenger RNA, 950 nt
Organism: Prosopis cineraria
Lineage: Eukaryota; Viridiplantae; Streptophyta; Magnoliopsida; Fabales; Fabaceae
Product: protein MHF2 homolog
Exons: 4
Coding region: 176-457 (93 amino acids)
Biological process (GO): DNA repair; kinetochore assembly; resolution of meiotic recombination intermediates
Cellular component (GO): Fanconi anaemia nuclear complex; FANCM-MHF complex
Source: RefSeq, a predicted model, not a curated record
CUGACGCUCUACCACUGAGCUAUAGGGGCAUUGUUAGCGUAAUGAUGAGAAUUAACAAAGAGAAAAUACCGUUCGUACGAAACAAGCCGCCUGAUGAAUCAUCAGCACUUUCAUCCUUGAAAUUGUUAGCUCUAAUAGAUUUCGAAUUUUCUGUGUGGUAUUCAAAUUUCUUGAGAUGGAGGACGCCACUUUUGACUCUAAUCUGAUUCACGCCAUUUUCAAGUCCGUCUGGAGCGAACGGGCUCUUGAGCGGGAAAAAGCUGAAUUCAACGAUAUUUUAGACUCCGAGGUUUUGUUCCCGACUCAGUUUUUCCUUUUCUUUCCAUUUUAUUUCUACCAUAUUUUUGAUAUUGUUUUGAUCAUAACUGUUUUUGCUGGUAUUUCUAACUGUAAUGGCCAAUUUGUGGUAUUACUCGAUUGCCUACUCUUCUUUCUCGUUACAACCUACUUCGGUUAAGUGCAAAUUGUGUCAAUCAAUGGAAAAGUCAAAUUGACUCCCUUUAGUGCAUUCAGGUGACAAUUGAAGAUUAGGAUCUUUUUAUUCUGCUGUUAUACCACAAGGACCCCGUAAUAUUUGUAUUUUUGGCUUAUAUGAAGUUGGAUGUGUACAUAUACAAUCACUUUUAUGGACAAUAUCAGAGGCACUGCGUGCUUGAUUUCAGCGGCACUCUUCAAUAUUAGUUCAUGUGAUGCUAUCCUUUGCUAGUAGUUUGAGUCAGAAAAAGCUGUUACUGCUGAGUAUUUCACCUUGUGAUCUGCUUAUGAAUAAUGAUCCUGUUCCCUUACUUUGGAUGGACAUUCAAUAUCUUUCCAUGGAUAGCAGCAAUGCAGCAUGAUCCUAAGCAAGACCAACAUUGUAGUUUCACAUUAUAUCACCGGUCUUCUUUGUUUACAGAUUCUUUUCCUUGACUGUUAUUUCAUGUGUUGAUGUUCUGCAACUAAAUUUUACU